Molecule: messenger RNA, 2205 nt
Organism: Brassicogethes aeneus
Lineage: Eukaryota; Metazoa; Arthropoda; Insecta; Coleoptera; Nitidulidae
Source: the annotation of a GenBank genome assembly
CAGGGGGCUACUGUGACAAAGACAAUAAUUCAUCAUGAUCAUGAUUCAUAAUUCAUGGCCCUUCGGGCCGAAUUGAAUCGAUCGACACCACACACGUACCACACGUACCCCAGCUUUUAAAGCCAAAAUUUUAAAACCUCUUUUCAGUCAAAGUACCCUACCCCUACCCCACCCUCUAUUUGUAUAAAUACAAAUGGAAUGUUCUAUUACCACCUCAGUAUGCCUCCGUACUUAUUUCCUGGCCAUAAAUACUUAGGUCCUGGUAACGAAGUUAAUACAGACGAACCAAUAGACGAAGACGAUAGAAUUGCACUUAUUCACGAUAUAGCUUAUCUAGAAAGUCGCAGUUCUUAAGAUAUUCGAAACGCUGAUUUAAUAGCUAUACAAAAAUUUGUUGAAGAUAUUCAAAAUACUGGCAAUUGGCAUUCUGCAGUAGGAGCUUUGGGGUUAUUAACAAAAUAUAUAGGUGAAAGUGUUUGGGGAGUAGUUUAUCCAGGUGAGUUUAAUUAGAUUUCUUAUUAAAAUAUUAACAGAAAUGUCUUCUACGCAAAAAAGUUUAAAAAGAACGAACGCUGGCAACAAAGCUUAUGCUGAUAGACAAAAAAAUUUAAGUAAACGUUACAAAGAAGAAAAAUUAAACAAUCCAAAAAUUACAUACGACGAAGUACGAAAAGAAUUUUAUAGAACAAGUACAAAAGAACCGCAAGCUGGACCCUCCAGAACCUCCAGUUCCUCAGCCAAACCUCCUGAGUCAGUUAUUGAUAGAAAUCAAAUCGUUCCAGACGGUUUUUGGAAUAUUGAUAUGGGUGAUGACGAUGAGCCUAUGUUGGAAGUUCCUAAUUUGGUGGAAAAUCAUUCGACCGAGAGUGGAGGCAGUCGAUCAAUCGCAGGAGGCAAUUUAUUACGAUUAUAUAGAUCUCCCCUAACUCCAUCUUUUCAAACAACAUUUGAAAAAGCUUUUAUAUUAUAUGGUUAUGGUUUUAAUUUUGAAAAGUUUGCUAUGGAUGCUGAAGUUGAUGUUAGAACUACUCCUUUUGCUUUUAUACCGGUAGAUUAUAUACCGUCUUAUUUAAGUAUAGCAGAAUUCAAUACUAUACCUAAUAAUAGUUAUGUGAGUAGAGUACAUUGUUCUAUUAAAGUAUUGGGUGUUCGUACCGCUUUUGAUACUGGAUCAACCUUAAGUGGAGUUGCAAAUUCGGAACACGUAUCCCUCGGUGCUAGUAUUAUAGGUAUGAAUAAAUUACUACCUAUUCGUAAUGUUCAAUAUACAGCAGUUAAUACUGCUCCUAUGAAACCUACUGCAGUAACUACUUUUGAUGAAGAUGCUUAUGUAAAAAAAUUAUAUUCUGAUGUGGCAAGCAGUAUAAUGGGUGCUCCUCGAUCAAUUACAGGUUAUGCAGCGAUAUUAGAAAAUUUUGAUAAAGUUCCAGCUGGAAAACCAGAUUAUCCUGUACAUAUUAAUGGUCCACCAAUGUUAAAAAAAUACAUGGAUAGAUAUCAUGUAAACUCACAUGUAGGUAAUACAAUAGUUAAUUAUAAUUACUCUCCUGUGUAUUCACCUAUUCGAGGAACCCCUGUAGUUGAUUUUAAUAUUGGUAGUGAUACAGAUAAUAUUUCAAACAAUACUGUAGUUCAAUUGGAUAGAACAUUAGUCCAAGAAAAAGAUGGUAAAGCUACAGUAACUGCAAAGUCUACUCCUUAUGAGGGUACUGAUGGAAAAUAUCAAACAGCAAAAACAUACACUUACAAACAACCUAUAGAAAAGCCAUAUGUUUUUAGGCCUCAUAAUAACAAGACUCAACAAGCACAACCACAGGUUCAUGUUGCCUUAUUUCCUACUCCGAAAAUUAAUCCAAGUUUAGAAUAUACUGAUAUACAAAAUUCUAGUAUUUAUUAUGAAGUAGUAUUUAAAAUGGAAAUAAGAAAUAAUGUUAACAGUUUCUAUCCCAAUUCCAAUUUGUUGCAUGUUCCAAUUACGAAGCAGUAUUUCAUAGUCAGAAGACAACUAAAUAUAAUGGAGGAGCUACUACUGUUAUGGGUUAUUAUGAUGAAGGUUUGCAAUGAAAAAAUUUGUAAAUAUUAAAUUUUAUUAAAAGUACAUUUCUUCAUCAAGUGUAUUAUUAUCCCCUAUUUCUAAAUCAUCUACAUUAGGUAAUUCCAACAUAUCCAUAUCUUCAAAUUCAUUGGUUAAUAAUUUUUCGUAAA